UAAUAGCUUCCAACAUACUCAGAGAGAGCCCAGUUGCUUCUGAUUGUUCUGCCGAGUAACAACGUUUGUUGGCGAGCUCAAGUGUGGCGUCUUACUCUUCAAUUUAAUUACUUUUGUGUCUUUCUUGAGUGUUUAGCCAAAUUAUUACUUAGGUGAAGUGUUCAAGAAGUUAAAGGAAAAAGCCGGAGUAACUCUUUAGUGCCAAGAUUUUUUUUGUGCUUUUAUUUCAUCUUAACAAAUUAAAACACCGGGCGUGCCCUUUCGCGCAAUGGCAACGUAUAUGGUGCAACCUGUGAAGCUGGUGGAUGUGAAAGCAGGUCAAUUUUCAAAUGGACUCAACGGACACAGUGCUACAAAUGGGGUGAAUGGAACUAAUGGAACUAAUGGGAUUCAUGAGAUGAAGAAUGGCUUAAAUGGACAUUCUGAAGAAAAACCAGAACAAGCAACAAAUCCUGUUGAAGAUGAAGAUUUAGAGAUCAUCGAGGAUGUUGCAGAUCCUCACUGUGUUGCUGAGAAUCCCGUAAAGAUUUCCUUCCAGGACAUUACCUCAGCAGCAUUUCUCAUCAAGAGUGGAAUUCAGUGCACACCGUGUCAGAGAUCCCAUUUAUCCGACAUGACAGGAAUGGAGCUCUAUCUGAAGAAAGAAUUCCUCCAGUUCACAGGCAGCUUCAAGGAACGUGGCGCUCGUUACGCUCUUCUUAUGCUUUCGGAGGAAGAGAAACGACAGGGCGUUAUCUCAGCGUCCUUGGGCAACCACGCUCAGGGCCUCAGUUACCAUGCAACCCGCUUGGGGAUCCCUGUUACCGUGGUCAUGCCAAUUGCAGCUCCGAUCAUGAAGAUUCAGAAAUGCCGUAGCUACGGUGCCAAUGUUAUUGUGAAGGGUGAAAGCAUGUCUGAAGCUAAAAAAAUUGCCAUGUCCAUUGGAAAACGUCGCAAUUUGGUUUACAUCAACGGCUACGAUCAUCCUCAUAUUAUGGCAGGUCAGGGAACAAUUGGUUUGGAAAUUGUUGAGCAAAUGGGAAUGCCGGAUGCAGUUGUUGUUCCCGUGGGUGGUGGUGGACUCAUUGCUGGUGUAGCAACAGCCGUUAAGGCUAUUUCACCACAAACCAAAAUCAUUGGUGUUGAAUCAGACAAGUGUCCAAGUUUUACCCGCGCUCUUGAACAUGGCGGACCUAUCUUAACACCCAAUAUGGCUACCCUGGCUGAUGGAUUGGCUGUUCCAACGGUUGGGUACAAUGCUUUUGCCACUGCUGUCCCUCUUCUCGAUAAAAUGGUUGUCGUACGAGAGGAAUGGAUUGCCUUGGCCAUCCUACGCCUUGUUGAGCAAGAAAAGUGUGUGGUAGAAGGAGCAGGAGCUGCUGGUUUGGCGGCCAUUUUUUCAGGACAUUUAAAUGAAUUUAAAGGGAAAAAAGUUUGUCUCCUACUCUGUGGUGGCAACAUUGACACAACAAUCUUCGGAAGAUGUUUAGAACGUGGUUUAGCCGCUGAGGGUCGUCUCUUGAGGUUCUGUGUAACAGUGAGUGAUCGCCCGGGAGGAAUUUCGGAACUUUGUCGUGAGCUAGCUGCCCUAGGUGUCUCCAUAAAGGACAUAAUGCACGAGAGAGCGUGGAUCAGAGAUAUUUUCAGUGUGGAAGUGAAGGUUGUUUGUGAAACAAGCGAUUGGGCUCAUUCAGAGCAACUCAGGAAGGUUCUAACCGAAAAGUACAGCCAUGUUGUUUUCAACGACGUCCCAAUGGCGAUUGCUAAUUAAGGCUACAUAAAGGAUUGAUUUUAAUUUUUUAAGUGUUGAAUAAUGUUUAAAUAUGAAGUGUUUAUUCAUGAAAUUAAUUGUAUUAUCAUAUAAGAAGGUCUGAGUUGGUAUUGUAUUUUAACGAUAUUGCAUUCCUUACAAUAACCUUACUUGUUAUAUUAUAUUUUUUUAUUAAGCUUGAACAUAAAUAAUAAUACAUAACAAAAUUGUGUCAUAAAAAAAAAACAAUUUUCUUUUCUAUGUACAAAUUUUUAUUCAAACGAUUCAUACAUUUUAAUUUAGUAAAUGAUGCUCAAAAAAAUAACCUUAA
Lutzomyia longipalpis is the source of this 2060-nucleotide messenger RNA. RefSeq names its product L-threonine ammonia-lyase. The record is from RefSeq and is a predicted model, not a curated record. Gene Ontology annotation, biological process: L-serine catabolic process; L-threonine catabolic process. Gene Ontology annotation, molecular function: threonine deaminase activity; L-serine ammonia-lyase activity. The transcript has 6 exons. Lineage: Eukaryota; Metazoa; Arthropoda; Insecta; Diptera; Psychodidae. The coding region runs from base 269 to 1750 and encodes 493 amino acids.